GCAACCAAGAUGGCUGUCUUAAAUGUCUUCCAUUUUGGCGCAUUUUUUUCCUGCAUCUCCAUAGCCAUGGCAGCUGCUUGCACACCCUAUUGCAGCUGCUGGCAAAACAGCGAAGCCGAUUCGGUCAGUGCUCUGUGCAAGUUUCCAAAUUCUACGACAUUCCAAAAGGAUAUUUCGGAACUUCCAGCAAACCUCUCUGAACUCCAUUUGGUGGGAUCACUGGGAAACAUCACAGAGGGAAUGUUUUCAAACUUAACCUUUUCAAAUGGGCUGACCAAGAUGUUUUGGUGGUUGACACAGAUCGAGUCAGUGGAGGCAGGUUCUUUUAAAGGACUUUCAAAUCUUACGACCUUGUCAUUCGCGGGAACGUCCUUGACCACGAUUCCAACUGGAUUACUAGAUGGCGUAGCAAAACUUCAAGAACUGCAUUUCAAUCAGCACCAAAAUGUGACCAGUGUACCGAGCGGGGUGUUUAGCGCCGGCGCAUGCGUAGAAAGUAUCGAAUUCACCAACAACGCCAUAGAAACAUUAGCAGACGAAACAUUCAAAAACGCGAGUAGUUGUUUAGUGACCUUGAACUUAGAAAACAACAAGAUUAAGGAAAUUUCGAAUGCCACUUUUACUGAGCUGCUAAAGCUGGAAACAUUGUCGUUGUCUUCUAACAAAAACAUGAACAUUUCCUCUGCAGGCUUUGGGAGUUUAUCUCGACUUAAGUCUCUCAAGCUUGACUCAGUAUUCGGAUCGGAUACGCUCCCAACUGACGUUUUUCGUGGAUUGGACAAACUGCGCAGCCUCUCUAUUCAAGAUGGCGGACUUAAAACAUUCACACCGGAGGACUUUCAACCAAUUGCAAAGCUUGAAAAAAUCGACUUGUCUGGUAAUAGGAUAGAAACCUUUCCUGGAACUGCUCUUGCCAAUUUAACGUCUUUGAAGGAACUCCGCUUGGUCAGUAACUCAGCCGGAACUGGUGCAGGAAUGGUUAUCACCCUAGGUGCAUUCAGCCCAUUCUCAGAGCUGACUACACUCGAUAUGAACGGUACGAGGAUCGCCCAACCUGACGGAGGCGUCUUCAAAGGAUUGACCAGCUUGACCACACUCAACCUUGACCAGUCUAGCCUCGAGGUCAUCACCCCGGGAAUGUUCUCGGGCCUGCAAAACCUGAGUUCGCUUUCUUUGGACUCGAACAAACUGAUCACACUUCCCAAUGACUUAUUCAAGGGCUUGACAUCACUGAAUAUGCUUUCGCUCGCCCACAAUAGGAUAAGCCGUAUCGAGGAUAACGCAUUCGCUGGACUCGGCAACCUCAACGCUUUGAGGCUAGAUUACAACUCUCUGACCACUCUCGCUGUUGCCUGUUUGAAACCUGUGGCUGCCACCGAGGUCUUCCUACACGAUAACCCAUGGGACUGCACAUGCGACCUUGACCCCUUGAGAACAUGGAUCAAAGAGAACCAUAACUUCACUGCUGACGUCAGAUGCGUGACCCCUAGCGGUCUCAAGGGCAAGUUUUUAGUAAAACUCACACAUGAAGAGGUGUGCAGUGAGCCUUCUGAGUAUGUGGAUGUUGGGCUGUAUGUCGGGAUUGCCUUUGUUGUUCUGUUUCUGAUUCUGGUCGUUACAGGUGCAAUUAUCUACUUUUAUCAGAAGAGGAAACAGGGGACCAACAGCAGGGAGCGCCUCACCUAAGUACAGUUCGCGUCAUAAUUCGCAUGUCUUGUCAUUGUGUGGAGGUUUUUAUACACCAUUGCCAAACUAAAGGAGGAAAUUACUAUAUAUAGAGUUUUGAUUAAUUGAAUGACACGAUCGGAUAACCUCUUUUUUUGCAUCAUGAGGUCGUUAAAACGAUAACAGUAAAACUAUUGGUACAUUGUAUUUGUAUUUCUGUCAUAUCUGUGCUAAUUUGUCCACCUGCUGUUUGUAAAGCUUCGAUGAAUGAAAAUGUUGAUUGGUCGACCUGCUGUUUGUAAAGCUUCGAUGAAUGAAAAUGUUGAUUUGUCGACCGUUUGCUUGUAAAGCUUCGAUGAAUGAAAAAGUUGAUUGGUCGACCUGCUGUUUGUAAAGCUUCGAUGAAUGAAAAUGUUGAUUUGUCGACCGUUUGCUUGUAAAGCUUCGAUGAAUGAAAAAGUUGAUUGGUCGACCUGCUGUUUGUAAAGCUUCGAUGAAUGAAAAUGUUGAUUUGUCGACCGUUUGCUUGUAAAGCUUUGAUGAAUGAAAAAGUUGAUUGGACGACCUUACCUGCUGUUUGUAAAGAUUUGGUAAAUAAAUAUUGGUUGAUAAACCUACUGUUUAGAAUUUGCUGAAAUUUGCUAACCAAUGCUCCUUGAGAAGUGAACAGUGACAAGUAACAAAUAUGAACCCAAUGUAAGCCCGGCCUAGAACACCCGCAAAAAGUUUUCUUUUUAACUUUAUCUAAUUCAUAGUAUCUGUAGUCUCUUCAAU
This is a messenger RNA of Lineus longissimus, 2439 nucleotides long. Its product is annotated as platelet glycoprotein V-like. Gene Ontology annotation, cellular component: extracellular matrix. NCBI's taxonomy places the organism in Eukaryota, Metazoa, Nemertea, Pilidiophora, Heteronemertea, Lineidae. Bases 10 to 1686 code for a protein of 558 amino acids. The record is from RefSeq and is a predicted model, not a curated record. Gene Ontology annotation, molecular function: protein binding. The transcript has a single exon.